Messenger RNA from Sclerotinia sclerotiorum 1980 UF-70, 432 nucleotides. RefSeq lists its product with no specific name. Lineage: Eukaryota; Fungi; Ascomycota; Leotiomycetes; Helotiales; Sclerotiniaceae. The transcript is spliced from 3 exons. The coding region runs from base 1 to 432 and encodes 143 amino acids. The record is from RefSeq and is a predicted model, not a curated record.
AUGCCACUUUUCAACCGUCACCAAGAAGAACCCGAACCAGAACCAGUAGUAGAAGAACCACCCAAACGCAGCUCCUCCAUCUUCCACCGUAACCGUCCAGAAUCCAUAUCCCCUUCCGAACGCAGCACAUCUACCGUCUCCACCUCCCCAUCUCAAAACAGCACUCGCCAUCGAGGAUUCCUGCACAAAAAUCAGCAAGCGCAGGAUCCGGUGAUUGCAGCUGCUGAACAGAGAAUUAUUAAUGCCGAACAGAUGGAGAGGGAGGCUGAUAGGGCGUUGAUUAAUGCUAGGGAGGCGGUUAGGGAGGCGAGAGAACAUAUGAGACAGCUUAAGUUAGAGAUGGAGGCUCAGGCAAAAGCCUUGAAGGUUCGACAAGGACAGGCGAAUAAUAUUUACAAGAGGGCUAAGCCGCUUGGUCGUCAUGAAGUCUAG